CAAGAGGCAGAGCUUGGCCCAACAGAUGCGGCGACUGUGAGUACAGUGCAAAAGCUCGCAUCUACGCUAGAACAGCUAGGGAAGAUGGAAGAGGCACAAGCACUCUAUCGUCGAGUGUACAUCUCCUACCAAAGCAUGUUUGGACAGAGCCACCCCAUUACCGUUGAAGCCCUCGAUGAGCUUGCCCAUGUAUCCAAGGCUAGCAACGCUAUGGAUGAGGCUGAGGCACUCUACAAGAAGUCACUCGAGAUCAAGACCAGGACCCUUGGAGCAGAGCACCCAAGCACAGCUCACGCGAUGCAGAAGCUGGCUGUCAUUGAUGAUAUACGUUGUCGCUACGAAGAUGCCAAGACAAAGUAUCAAAAAGCUCUGGAUAUCAUGGCUGCGUCACUGGGCAGAGCUCACCCGCUUUAUACAACCACGAUGGAGAAUCUAGCAUUA
Messenger RNA from Trichoderma virens Gv29-8, 441 nucleotides. RefSeq lists its product as uncharacterized. Gene Ontology annotation, biological process: microtubule-based movement. Gene Ontology annotation, molecular function: kinesin binding. The transcript has a single exon. Gene Ontology annotation, cellular component: kinesin complex; membrane-bounded organelle; cytoplasm. The annotation marks the transcript as partial. NCBI's taxonomy places the organism in Eukaryota, Fungi, Ascomycota, Sordariomycetes, Hypocreales, Hypocreaceae. The record is from RefSeq and is a predicted model, not a curated record.